Messenger RNA from Heteronotia binoei (common prickly gecko), 3473 nucleotides. It is a transcript of the gene HDHD5, whose product is annotated as haloacid dehalogenase like hydrolase domain containing 5. NCBI's taxonomy places the organism in Eukaryota, Metazoa, Chordata, Lepidosauria, Squamata, Gekkonidae. The transcript has 8 exons. Gene Ontology annotation, biological process: glycerophospholipid biosynthetic process. The coding region runs from base 60 to 1388 and encodes 442 amino acids. The record is from RefSeq and is a predicted model, not a curated record. Gene Ontology annotation, cellular component: mitochondrion.
GAAUAUGGGGCGGGCAUAGAGCCACUGCCGGUAUUGGAAGAGCCGCUGCAGGCAGGCGGAUGGCUGUGCGCUGCCUGCUCAAUGAGAGCAGAGCAGCGCUGCAGAGAUGGUUGCCCGAACUUGGGGGACGAAGCGGGACUAACUUCAGCCGCCUCCACGGGGUUGCCAGCUGCAGCCGCCCUGCGCGGAGGGCCUCUGGGGAGACCCGGACUUCCUCUCCCACUUUUGGGUUCCUCUUUGAUAUCGAUGGAGUGCUUCUCCGGGGACAGUACGUGAUUCCUGCCGCCAAGAAAGCCUUCCGGAAACUCAUAGAUUCCACGGGCCAGUUUUGUGUGCCAGUUGCGUUUGUCACCAAUGCUGGGAACUGUUCUCGGGAUGGCAAGGCCAAAGAACUGUCCAGUGCUCUGGGAUUUAAGAUUUCUCCCGAACGGGUGAUCCUCUGCCACAGCCCUUUGCGCCUAUUCCGCAAGUUCCAUGACAAGUGCAUGCUGGUAUGCGGCCAGGGCCCUGUGGCACAGAAUGCCAGGGACCUGGGAUUCCAGCACGUCAUCACCAUUGAAGAUGUAAGGAAGGCGUUUCCUUUGCUUGAUAUGGUUGAUCAAAGCCUAAGGCCAAAAGUACUGCCUCCUCCCACCACCGAUUUCCCCACCAUAGAGGGGGUAAUCCUGUUUGGGGAGCCAAUUCGGUGGGAAACGUGUCUGCAGCUGAUUAUUGACGUGAUCCUCAGCAAUGGGAAUCCAGGGGUUGAGCUCUCAUCUGUGCCAUACCCACAUCUGCCUAUUCUGGCCUGCAACAUGGAUCUCUUGUGGAUGGCAGAAGCCAAAAUGCCAAGAUUCGGCCACGGCACUUUCCUUGUGUGCCUGGAGAGCAUCUACAAGAAAAUGACGGGCAAGGAGCUGAAGUACGAGGCCCUGAUUGGCAAGCCCAGCACCGUCACUUACCGCUACGCUGAACACGUUAUCAAGCGGCAGAUGGAGAGUUGUGGCUGGAAGUCCCCUCUGCGCCAUCUGUAUGCUGUUGGGGACAACCCAAUGGCUGAUGUUUACGGGGCAAACCUCUACAACCGUUACCUCCAAGCUCAGGCUGAAGUAAAUGUGACUGCGAUGGCUGCUGAUCCCAAGGUCGAGGAAUGCCCCAAGGUGAAGAAAGAUCCCGCUGUCUCGCUCAGCUGUGUGCCAAGCUGCCAGUCUAUUCUGGUCUGCACUGGGGUCUACAAUCACCGUGGAGAUGUGCCGGCUGACUGUAAGAUGAGCACGAUGGAGACGGUAUUCCACGGGCACCGGGACUUCCACUUUGACCCCAGCCUGGUAGAGGCUUCUCACGUUGUUCGUGACGUGGAUGAUGCAAUCGAACUUGUCUUUCAGAAAGAGAACUGGAAAAGGGAGUGACGCGCGCCUGCUGUUUGCAACUCACUUGGAGAUGCAAGGGUAGAGCUCAGUUAAUUCUUUAACCCAAGCCAAAGUAAAAGAAGAUUCUCCACUUUUGUUUUUUGUUUUUGGUGGGAUUGUAAAAAACGAAAAAAGCAAAACCUGAGCCCUGACCCUAAUCUUAGUGAAUGAGGGAUUCAUUAGGGCACAUAUAUAACCUGAUUUGAAAUCCUGGCAUCAGUUACCACCAGAUUAAAACCACAGUUUUUUGCUAGGUAACCUGAUGUUUCCCACCCUGAGCCUUGUGGUGCAGGGGAGGGUGGGGUAAAGUAAAAUAAAUAAUAAAUAGGAUGGGUUCAGCAGUAGAAGGGAUUAGUCUGUCUGGGUUCAAGGGCAAAGCCAUUGCUCCUUGUGGGUUUUUCAUAUCUUGUUCCCAAGUACAGUCAACCGACCACAGUCCUGUGAACCCAAUUUCAGGGGGAAAUUGACUUCUUUACCUAAAGACAGUGUGAGAUUUUGGUGCCAUUUCUACAACACAUCUAAAUGUAACAUAGUUUUUCUUUACCAGAGCUAUCAAGUCCUUCCAGAAGGACUGCUUCCAUUUUGGGGUCUCUCUGUUCCAGAAGUGCCUGUGGGUACUUGUAGUGCGCAAGUACUCAACGUGUUUGAAGAACUGAUUUAUGAAACAUCUUGUACCUGAAAGCCCAGUAGAGAACCUCUCACUAGAGUAGAACAAGCCAUGGGGAGGAUCCCCUCCGUCCCCUACACCUUGCCCAUCAGCUGUCUGGCUUGCGUUUCUCUGCAGGGCCCAGCUAAACUCUCAGGGGACAAGAAAUUUCACUUGCCUCUUCCUGCCCACUCUGCCCACCCCACACUCAGUUGUUUAUUUGCCAGAAUCCAGUCCUUCUCUCCUACCUUUCCUCCCAGUUGUCCACCUGCAAUGCUGCCACUUUGGAGGCAGUGACAGUAGGGGUUCCCAUAGUGGAAUCUCAUUCCUCUUUCUCACCUGCAGCCUUGGUGCCUUCUGUGUGCAUUUCUCCAGGUUGCUACCUGCAUUGCUCACCUGCUUCUGUGCCUCUAGCGCUCCUUUCUCAGCUGCAGGGAGGCGGGCUCUAAUUCCUUCUCCCUCACCUGCACCGGUGCUAGGACACAGGUUUGCAAAAGACUCUUGGCCCUGAUCUGCUGAUUUAAGUAUUGCAAAAGGGAGCCAUGUUGAGGAUUAGAUACAUUGAUUCUGCUUCGGUGAACAAAGUGAAAGCAGGAUAGCUGUUAGGCAUCAUAAGCCUGCCCUCAUGGCUGGCUGCCCCUCAACCUCUUAUCUUGUCUUCCCUGAACCAUUUAUCUUGAAUUAUUGCCAGCUGUGUGCGUCAUUGUCCCUUCUGUUCUUUGGGAAACUGUGCGUCUUGGCAGUACUGAACUUAGUGUGCAAGCACUGGACUGCUAGAGGUCUGUCUGGCAAAAACCAUCAUUAUUCAUCCUAAAUUGCCCAUUUCAAGAGUUGGGGGGGGGGGGAAGACACCCAUUAAAUCCUAAAAUAAAUGGAUUUAGUCUCUUCCGAAUACUAAUGUGUAUGUGUGAGCCUGCUUUGCACCUUUUUCCCCAAAUGGCAAUAUUAAGUCUGUCCAAAGCAAUCCUUUCUCUUUGAAGUAAUUGAAUUCUGGCCGGGUCUGCAGUAAUUCCUGAUGGUGUUCUAGUGUUCUUUUGUUUAGGGCAGUGUGGGUACUUUGACAGUUUCCUUUAGAAAUGAUGGGUCUGGACCCAGAAUCAUGCAUGUGUAGCAGUGAUCAGAUACAAGUUUACUGAAUUGGCUAACGAGGAGAUACUUCUGUUCCUUAUUAAUAUAUAAGCAGUGCCCCAAGUUCUCACCAUGGGUAUGUAACAUAUCCUCUCUUUCUUAUAUCUGUAUAACACAUUAAAUGUUGUUGGUUGACAUGGGAGAUUGGGGAGGCAGAGAUACUGUACAGUUAGAAACUGUACCUUUUAGGUUUGACUUGUGAAAGGACUAAUGUAUCUUUAAGGUCUGGCGGGUAUGGAGUGUUAACUUCCUAUUUUACAAUGUUGACCUGACUAAUGUUGUAGUAAAUAAAAACAUUUCUUGUGCUCUUU